This is a messenger RNA of Symbiodinium sp. CCMP2456, 654 nucleotides long. NCBI's taxonomy places the organism in Eukaryota, Dinophyceae, Suessiales, Symbiodiniaceae. The record is from the annotation of a GenBank genome assembly.
AUGGCCGAUGGGGAGGCUGACCCGGCAUGGGUUCGCCCUUUGAAGCUCCAUGUGGCGGUGGAUGCUUUCUCCCCCGGCGCGGCACAUCGCGCCAUGGAUUCAUGCAGGGAGCCGCUGGGUCUCGACACCCUCGCGCGUGUUCUGCCAGCCGUGCUCAAGCAGCCACAACUGAAGGCCCAGCACCGGGCCUCCCUGGCGAUGCGGCUGAGGCGGCUCCUGCAUGAAUGCAUUUCCAUCGGUGACGCUUCGGCACUUCAAGCUUGGGAUGCUGCCCUCGCAGCAUCUGCGGCCACAGCCACAGUGCAGCCCAGCGCGGGCAUUGCAGAAGGCCACAGCGCUUGGUGCCCCGUCCUCGGCUUCCUGGCUUUCCUGGAGGUGCUGGAGUCGGGACUGCCUGCCGUAAGCCGCAGCUUCGCGCGGCUAUCUUUCAGCGCCGCCACGACAACUUCAGGAGGAUCUUGGCACAGCGAGGCCGCCACAUCCUGGACCAAGCCUGGGCUGGGGAGUGGCUCCAACCGUUAUGCGAAGUCUCCCACUCGUCGAUCUCGAUCCGACUGUAUCAGGUUUUGGGCACGGCAGAGGGUUCGCUGUGAUUGCAGCAAAAGGCCCGUUUGCAGGCACCAUCGAGGUAUGGCCCCGGCGGGACCCAGCUGA